AUGGCCAUUUCUGAUGACUAUUUUGUAUAUCUCCAAGAAUCUGAAUGUGAUAUAGGGAUACACAACGAUCCAGUUUCAUAUUCACUAGCCGUUAAGAAUUAUAAUUCUAAUAAAUGGGUUGAUGCCAUGAUAGAAGAGUUAAAAUCUAUGGAUUAUAAUGAAGUCUGGGACCUUGUCGCAUUGCCUGAUGGAGACAAUUGUAUUGGGUGUAAAUGGGUCUUCAAGACCAAAUUCGACAUGAAUGGUUUAAUCGAACAAUUUAAAGGCAGACUUGUUGCCAAAGGUUAUACACAGAAAGAUGCUGUUGAUUAUAAAGAGACAUUCUCUCCUGUAUCAAAGAAGGACUCACUUAGAAUUAUUUUGGCACUUGUGUAG
Salvia splendens (bonfire salvia) is the source of this 375-nucleotide messenger RNA. RefSeq lists its product as uncharacterized. The record is from RefSeq and is a predicted model, not a curated record. The transcript has a single exon. NCBI's taxonomy places the organism in Eukaryota, Viridiplantae, Streptophyta, Magnoliopsida, Lamiales, Lamiaceae. Bases 1 to 375 code for a protein of 124 amino acids.